UACAUCUGAGAAGAAGAAGAAAGGGUUAAUCAAUUGUAAACCAGAAAUGGAGGAAAUAGAUAAUCGGGAGAAAGAGAAAAAGAAGUGCAAGGCCUCUACAAGUAGGCAACACUGUGUAGAUUCCGGUGCUGGCGUUGCUGCAGCAGAAGCUCCAGAUGGUAGUUCCCAUGGAAUUCCUGAAGAAGAUCUAGAAAUGUACAUGUCGGAUAAAGAACUUUGUAUAAAAUGCAACAGGGGUGGUCGAUUAUUUGUCUGUCGUGAAUUGUGCUGCCCCAUAGCUGUUCAUAAGAAAUGCAUGCCAGCCACUCUUUCAAUUGGUGGCACGGAUAAUUUCUACUGUCCUUAUUGUACAUACAGACGAGCAUUUAUAAGGACGAAUGAAACAAAAAAAUUGGUUAAGGAUACAAAGAAGACUUUAUCGUGUUUUCUUAUAGAGAGUUCUCUCACGGUCAAUUCCCAGAUGCAGAAAACACCUGAAAGAGAAGCCAGUCGUCCUAUCAUAUUAGGAGAGAUAAGCUCUGAUGGGAUUGCAAAACAACUGAAUGCAGCAGAUGUGUGCUCUGAUGGGAUUGCAAAGCAACUGAAUGCAGCAGAUGUGCAUGCAGGUCAAUUGAAGAAUGACCAAGUAGUUGAAAGAGCUAGAAAAGUUGUUGACGAGCAGCAGGAGAAAGAAGAACAGAAUAUUCCUCUAGUAAUAGAAGAGGCACAAUUGGAGAAUUCAGCUGAUUCUUCACGCAAAAGGAGACGGGAAGAUGAUGAUUUGACUGUGGAACAACAAGAGGACAUUCCAAAAGUGCAGGAACAUGAUGAAGUAAAUAUCAAAGAGAAAAAAGGACAAAAGAAAAAGGCCUCUAAGAGAACAAGGUGUAGUAGUAGUUCAGGUGUUCAAACCAAAAUUAUGGAACAGAAAGACAAAAGUCCUACAUCAAACAAAACUAGAAGUACAGGUGUGGAACACGAAGAUGAAAAAGCACACCAACUGAAUCUGGAGCCUUCACUUAAAGGGAAUGUGAAAGUGGAACAAAGAGAGAUCUCUACUACGAAUUCAAGUGACUUUAAACCACUAUCAUUAGGCCGUAAGAAAUGUCGUUGGAGUUCUGAAGAAGAAGAAAUGCUGAAGAUAGGGGUUGAGAAAUUCUCAACAAAAAUAAAUAAGAAUAUACCAUGGAAGAAGUUGCUAGAGUUUGGGCGUGAUGUAUUUCAUAAUAGUCGGAACUCUUCGGAUCUGAAGGACAAAUGGAGGAGCAUGCUGGCAAGACAACAGUAGACAACCUCUCUUUUUUAUCCAAUCUUGUCAGAAAAUAGAAAUCUAACCAUAUGUGCUGAUUUCUUCUUUUGGUGUGAUAUUAUGUAGUCUAUAGUUGUAUAUCAUGAAAUUUACUUCAUUUUGACAAUGUGGA
Impatiens glandulifera is the source of this 1400-nucleotide messenger RNA. RefSeq lists its product as uncharacterized. The coding region runs from base 47 to 1267 and encodes 406 amino acids. NCBI's taxonomy places the organism in Eukaryota, Viridiplantae, Streptophyta, Magnoliopsida, Ericales, Balsaminaceae. The transcript has 4 exons. The record is from RefSeq and is a predicted model, not a curated record.